GCUCGAUCGCACGGUCACACUGGCCCGAGAUAUUUUGUAAAUAAAUUUCAGGCUAGAGUCGUCGAAAAUGAAUUGUUGCAUUUGCCAGUUUUCUGUGCGCGUGCCCAAGAAUAUACACACGGAGACCGUUGGCCAUCCGCCGGUGCUGAUCAGCGAUCUCGUCCUGCAAUGCACGCGGGGCACGGACUACGUCCUCGCCGAGGAAUCCUCGACGAUCUGCAAGAAGUGCUGCGAGAAGCUAACCAGAUACCACAAGUCCAUUCAGAUCGCACGGAAACUGCGCCAGGAGAUCCUGGAACUCAUCCACAGUCCCUACAUGCCCAAGGAAUUCAGGCAGUCGCCGCUGAAGGACGAGGAAGUCGUAAGGGAGAGAAUAGCCAAGUUUGAUGGCAAUAUUGAAGUGGCAGAAGACCAAGAGGAUGAGGAGCAACUAGAAGAUAUGGACAACUCCACGGAGGCCGUCACGCUGGUGGAUACAUCUGCCAUCGAGGUGGAGGUGCCCGAGGAGGAGCACACCUUCAUCAUAAAACAAUCCGAGGAGGAUGACGAGUACCAAUCCGUGGACCUAGAGCUGGAUAUCGACAACGAGAUCAUCAUUAACGAGGAAGAGGCCAACGAAGAGGACGAGGAGGAGGAGGAUGUAGUGACACGUGCCAAGCAUGAGCCGCAGGAAGCCGACUUCUUCAAGGAGGACACCAUAAGCGACUUUGACGACCAUCUAGAUGGCACCAUAGAAUACAUUAUAUCCGAUGGCGAGGACCAGGAGCACGAUCAGGACAGCUCCGGCGACUACACGGUCAACAUUCAGUGCCCCAGCUGCCCGGAGAAGUUCACCAGCCGGCGCGCCUACAAUGCCCACACAAAACGCGAGCACUUUCCGGGCUAUGUUUGUGAUCAGUGCGGCAAGACGCUGCAGUCGUAUUCCGGGUUCAUAGGCCACCUCCAGAACCAUGAGCCUGUUAAGCAGUUCGCCUGCCCCGUCUGCCCGGAGCGGUUUAGCCGCAAGUUCCGGCUGAAGCACCACAUGGCCUGGCACACCGGCGAAACGCCCUAUCAGUGUGAGGUCUGCUCCAAGCGAUUCGUCCACAAGGUGGCCCUGUACAAGCAUAAGAUGAUCCAUGACAACGAGACCAAGCGGCUGGAGUGCCAGGUGUGCGGCUUCAAGACCCGCACCAAGGCGCACCUGGAGCGGCACAUGCGCUCCCACACGGGCGACAAGCCCUUCGCCUGUCCGGUGUGCAACAAGCGCUUCUCCCAGAUGUACAACAUGAAGGCCCAUCUGCGGGAGCACGAGAGUCCCGGCACGAAUCGCCAUCGCCGCUUCCACUGCCCCAAGUGCACGCACACGUUCAUCAACGAGCAGAACUACGAGUCCCACGUUCAGAGGGACGACUGCACGGCAAUUUAGCCCAAUAUCGAAUAGAUAUAUAGUAGAUAAUUUCAUAAGAAUUAAUCCCGACCAGACCGCAGCAGAGUAAUCCCCAUCUUCAUCGUGAUCACCACCCAGCUAAAUGAAAUCGAAUCAUUUGGCACUCAUCAUUACGUUCUAUCCAUGUACUUUUUUUAUUAA
Messenger RNA from Drosophila elegans, 1570 nucleotides. RefSeq names its product zinc finger protein 771 (gene ZIPIC). The transcript has a single exon. Gene Ontology annotation, molecular function: DNA-binding transcription factor activity; RNA polymerase II cis-regulatory region sequence-specific DNA binding. The coding region runs from base 68 to 1408 and encodes 446 amino acids. The record is from RefSeq and is a predicted model, not a curated record. Lineage: Eukaryota; Metazoa; Arthropoda; Insecta; Diptera; Drosophilidae. Gene Ontology annotation, biological process: regulation of transcription by RNA polymerase II.